Molecule: messenger RNA, 186 nt
Organism: Funneliformis caledonium
Lineage: Eukaryota; Fungi; Glomeromycota; Glomeromycetes; Glomerales; Glomeraceae
Source: the annotation of a GenBank genome assembly
CUUAACAGUUUCAGUAUCACGAGAACAUUUCCUUCUGCAGCCAUAAUUGUUAUAAGACCUCCAGAAAUACUUCCAAAAACAACUCCAAUAUUGAAAUACAAGUAUAACGAUGAGUUUCUUGUAGGAGGAAUUAUAGUGCCAAUGACAUUUGAAGAAGAAGUUCACGCAUUAGUACCAGAAGAUUAA